ACACUUCCGGGAAGCAAAGAUUCGGGCAUUCCUCGCAGAAACAUGGAGAUUUGAUUGGGAGCUGGAUGUAUGCUGUUUUAUCUGCAAACCGUUCCAUAGAAACAAAAACUUGUCGCCAAAGAGAGCUCACCGGUCUGUUUGGAUUCCUCACUGGACCUUUUCAGACAUUUUGAUUCUAUAGAUGGAAGAAGGUUUGGAGUCCCUUUACCCAUUGGGAAUUUCGAUUGAGCAUAGGUGGAAAAUGGAUAGAAAAACAUCAGAAUGUGAGGGAACAGCCGUAGGCCCUCUCCUUCCGAGGGAGACCAGUCUGAACAUUUGGGAAACACCCAAACAGAAGAUCCCAGAUGAAGAAAAAAUAAGCACUGACAUCCAGCGACAAAUGUUUAGAGAGUUCUGCUACCAGGAGAUUAAGGGCCCCCGAGAAAUAUGCAGCCACCUUCAUUAUCUUUGUUCCCAGUGGCUGCAGCCAGAGAGAAAUUCAAAGUCUCGGAUACUGGACAUGGUGAUCCUGGAGCAACUCUUAUCUAUCCUGCCCCCAGAGAUCAAGAACUGGGUCAAGGAAUGUGGAGUGGAGACUAGUUCUCAGGCAGUAGCUCUGGCAGAAAGCUUUCUUCUGAGCCAAUUGGAGGAGAAGAAGCAGGAAGAGACAAAGUUGCAAGCGAAGACGUCCUGUCUUAAUUUGGUCACUGAAUGCUGUGAAGGAAGUGGGAAUCUGUUCAUACCUUCUAGGGAUCCAUUCUUAGGAGACGUCUCCCAAAAGGAUCCAGUUCGGGACAGACCACCAGAGAACAAAACAAUGAAUCCGCUCUCACUAGGAAAUCAAGCAUCUCUUGCUGAUGGAGUGGAAACAAGGACUAUCCUUCCAGCUCAGGAUUCCAUAUCCUUCAAGGAGGUGGCCAUCUAUUUCACCAAGGAGGAGUGGGCUCUGCUAGACCCUGAUCAGAAAGCUCUGCAUGAAGAAAUCAUGUUGGAGACUUGUAGGAAUGUGGCUUUUCUGAGUAACGAGCGGAAGAACAAACAGGAAACAGAGACAGAGCCAUUGCGAGUCAUCAAGGUUGAAGUGGGAGAAGGGACAUUUCAGGAUCAGUGUCCCUCAAAAAAUCCAGAGGAAAUUCAAGUAAACAUUCGGAGGCAUAAAAAUACCCAUUCGUGUCCUAAAAUCUAUGACUUCCCGACCCCCAAAGAUAUUAAAACAGAGAGAAGGCGACAGUGUUUAGAUUUUCAGAAAAUAUUUGAAGAUCAAUCCGAUUUAAGCGAACAAUGCGAAUGGAAAGAUGAUGGGGGAAAGUACAGGAGGUUUUGCUCUUUUACUUUGCAUCAACAAGAUUACCUGGGAAAGAAACCAUUUAAAUGCAAAGUAUGCAGGAAAAGCUUCAGCAAGUACAGUAAAAUUAUUGCACACGAAAGAAUCCACACAGGGGAGAAGCCAUUUAAAUGCAUGGAAUGUGGUAAGAGCUUUACGCAGAGUAGUCACCUUACUUCCCAUAAAAGGAUCCACACAGGAGAGAAGCCUUAUAAAUGCUUGCAAUGUGGAAAGAGCUUUACUCAAAAUAGUCACCUUACUUACCACAAACGGCUUCACUCGGGGGAGAAACCGUAUAAAUGCACCGAGUGUGGAAAGAGCUUUGCUGAUUCUAGUUCCCUUCUUGUGCACAAAAGGAUCCACACCGGGGAGAAACCUUACAAAUGCACGGAAUGUGGCAAGAACUUCACCUUGAGUAGUCACCUUACUUCCCAUAAAAGAAUCCACACAGGAGAGAAACCAUUUCAGUGCACGGAAUGUGGAAAGAGCUUCAGUACGAAGAGUUCUCUUAAAUUUCAUAAAAAGAUCCAUACAGGAGAAAGACCGUAUGUAUGCGUGGAAUGUGGAAAGAGCUUCAAGCGGAUCGCUGAUCUAACUCGACAUGACAGAACACAUAGAAAAGAAGUUCCGUACAAGUCUACCAGGUGUGGUAAAAGCUUCCAUAACAGCCGACGCCUUACGUCACAUCAAACAACCAAAACCGGAGAAAAAACAUAUCCUUGCACAGAGUGCGGGAAAACCUUCAGCAAGAGCAGUAAUCUUAAUGCCCAUAAAAGGAUCCACACAGGCGAGAAACUGUAUCAGUGCAUGGAGUGUGGAAAGAUGUUCAGGUGGAGUAGCGGGCUCACCUACCAUAAGAGGAUCCAUUCGGGAGAGAAACCCUAUCAAUGCACGGAGUGUGGAAAGAGCUUCAGCGGCCUGAGUUCCUUCACUUCCCACAAAAGGAUGCAUUCUGGGGAAAAACCCUACAAAUGUGCCGAGUGCGGGAAGUGCUUCAGUGGUUUCAGUUCCUUCACUUCCCACAAAAGGAUGCAUUCUGGGGAGAAACCCUAUAAAUGCGCGGAGUGCGGGAAGCGCUUCAGUGGUCUCAGUUCUUUUACGUCCCAUAAAAGGAUCCACUCUGGGGAGAAACCGUAUAAAUGUAUGGAGUGUGGGAAGAGCUUCACUAUGAGCAGUCACCUGGUUUCUCAUAAAAGGAUCCACUCGGGCGAGAAACCUUACCAAUGCACGGAAUGUGGGAAGAGCUUCACUUUAAGCAGCCAUCUUACUUCCCACAAAAGGAUACACUCGGGGGAGAAACCCUAUAAUUGUGAUGACUGCGGACGGAAGUUCAGGUGGAGCUGUCACCUGACUUCCCAUAAGAGGAUGCACUCGGGAGAGAAACCCUACGUGUGCACAGAGUGUGGGAAGAGCUUCAUUGACCUGAGUUCCUUUUCUUCCCAUAAAAGGAUCCACUCCGGCGAGAAACCGUAUCAAUGCGCGGAGUGUGGGAAGAAUUUCAGGAGUGCCACUAAUCUGAGUGAACACAAAAGGGUCCACUCAGGUGAAAAGCCGUAUAAAUGCACAGAAUGUGGGAAAAGCUUCAGGUGGAGCAGUUGCCUUUCAUCCCAUAAGAGGAUCCACACGGGGGAGAAACCGUACAAAUGCAUGGAGUGUGGAAAGGAAUUCCGGAAGAGCUGUUCUCUCACUACUCAUAAAAGGAUCCACACAGGGGAGAAACCGUAUAAAUGCACGGAGUGCGGAAAGAGUUUCACUAUGAGUAGCAGCCUGAUUUCUCAUAAAAGAAUUCACACCGGUGAAAAGCCGUAUACCUGCGUGGAAUGUGGGAAGACUUUCCGCAAGAAUGAUAAUCUUACUUCCCAUAAAAGGGUACAUACGAGAUAUAAACCGCACGGACGCGUGGAAGAUGGGAAACGUUUCAAGUGGGACAUCCCUCUUGCUUUCCCUCAAAGCAUCCACGCAGAAGGAAAACCAUAUAAACGCAUGGAAUGUGGCAACAGCUUCAGUAACAGCAACCAUUUUAUUUCCCAUCAAAGGACCCACUCGGGGGAGAAACCAUACAAAUGCCCGGAGUGCGGAAAGAGCUUCAGUGAAAAUAGCUCCCUGACUUCCCAUAAAAGGAUCCAUUCAGGCGAGAAGCCGUACCAAUGCGUGGACUGUGGAAAGAGCUUCAGCCAGAGCGGGCAGCUCACGUCUCACAAAAGGAUCCACACGGGAGAAAAGCCGUACAAGUGUGCGGAGUGUGGCAAGAACUUCAGUCAGAAUGGUCAGCUCACGUCUCACAAAAGGAUCCAUUCUGGAGAGAAACCGUACAAAUGCGCAGAGUGCGGGAAAGGCUUCAGCCAGAGUGGUCACCUCACUUUCCAUAAAAGGAUUCACACUGGAGAGAAACCUUACAAAUGUGUAGAGUGUGGAAAGAGCUUCACCAUAAGCAGUCAUCUUACUUCCCAUAAAAGGAUCCACACGGGGGAGAAACCCUACAAAUGCACGGAGUGUGGAAAGACCUGCAGUACCAACAGUGAUCUUACUUUGCAUAAAAGGAUCCAUUCAGGGGAGAAACCAUAUAAGUGCAUGGAAUGUGGGAAAGACUUCAGUCAGCGAAGCAAUCUCAUCUCCCAUAAAAGCAUACACUCGGGGGAGAAACCCUAUAAGUGCAAGGAGUGCGGGAAGAGCUUUAAUCAGCGAAGUAAUCUUAUUUCUCACAAAAGGAUCCACUCGGGAGAGAAACCCUACAAAUGCAUGGAAUGUGGAAAAAGCUUCACUUGGAACUGUCAACUGACUUCUCAUAAGAAGAUUCACACAGGGGACAACCCAAUAAACGUGUUGACGGUUGAAAGAGCUUCGUGGACUCCAGUUCUGACUGACGGGCCCCGAGAACUUUGUAGCCGACUCCACCAUGUUUACCGGCGGCGGCUAAAGUUAGAAAAGCACACGAAGGCUCAGAUAUUGGAUCUUCUGGUCCUGGAGCAGUUCCUGACUGUCCUUCCUCCGGAGAUGACAAGCUGGGUCCAGGAGUGCGGAGCAAAGACCUGUUCCCAAGCGGUGGCCCUGGCCGAAGGCUUUCUCUUGAGCCAAGCAGAAGAGGAGAAACUGAGGGAGCUGGUCUUUGGUGAGAUCUCCCAGGAGAAACCAUUUCUGGACCCGUCUUCAGCAAAUGGAACAGCAGUGAUGCUACCUGUGGAAACUUCUCUUCUCUGUGGUGGAACAGAAGCAGUGGUUGUCCUUCCCACUCAGGAAGCCGUAACCUUUGACGAUGUAGCUGUGCUUUUCUCUGAGGGGGAAUGGGCUCUGCUGAAUUUCAGCCAAAAAUCUCUAUACAAGGAAGUGAUGCUGGAAAAUGCAAGCAAUGUGGUCGCCUUAGCAGGUGAUGGACAACAGACUGAGAGUUACACAAAGCAACCUUCAAAAUCAGUGGAAACUGAAAUCAGGAGAAAGAUAUUUGGAAAUCUGUGGGGACCACAAAGGCCCAAGGAAACCCAGUUAAACAGAGACAUGGAAAAAUCUCUCCUCUCACCGCAUGCGUGCGAGGACGACGAUAAAAAGUAUAGUUCGAACCUUCCUCUUACUUUACACCAGGAUUUUGAGCUUAGAGAGAAAAGACAUGAAUGCACCGAGUGUGGGAAAAGCUUCAGCAAGAACAGCAAUCUGAACGCUCAUAAAAGGACCCACACGGUAGAAAAACCGUAUCAGUGCACAGAAUGUGGGAAAAGCUUCCGCAGGAAUAAUAAUCUUACCUCCCACAAAAGGAUCCAUUCUGGGGAGAAACCGUAUCAAUGCACGGAGUGCGGGAAGAGCUUUCGCAAAAACAGUCACCUCACAUCUCAUAAAACCAUCCACACUGGGCUGAAGCCAUAUAAGUGCGCGGAGUGUGGAAAGAGCUUCAGCAUGAACAGUUACCUUACUUCCCAUAAAAGGAUCCACACUGGGGAAAAACCCUACCAAUGCAUGGAGUGCGGGAAAAGCUUCAACGGCUUGACUUCCUUUACCACACAUAAAAGGCUCCACUCGGGCGAAAAACCGUACAAAUGCACAGAGUGUGGAAAGAGUUGCAACACCAGCAGCGAUCUUACUUACCACAAAAGGAUCCAUUCCGGGGAGAAGCCGUACAAAUGCCCGGAGUGUGGAAAAACCUUCCGUAUUAGCUCAUCCCUUACUUGCCAUAGAAGGAUCCAUACAGGGGAGAAACCAUAUCAGUGUCCGGAAUGUGGAAAGCGCUUCAUAAUGAGUUCUUCCCUUACGUGCCACAGAAGGACCCACACAGGGGAGAAACCAUACAAAUGUUCAGAGUGUGGAAAAAGUUUCAGUCAGAAUGGUCACCUUACUUCUCAUAAGAGGAUUCACGCAGGGGAAAAAGUCCCGUAGCGAAAGGUCUUCUGUUACUCCGAUUCCCUUACGCUCAAUCAAGAGAUGCAUUAUGUGUGGGAAACAGAAUCAGUUUCCCUUCUUAUAAAAGAUCAGUAUGGGGCGGUGGUGUGUU
Molecule: messenger RNA, 5780 nt
Organism: Pseudonaja textilis
Lineage: Eukaryota; Metazoa; Chordata; Lepidosauria; Squamata; Elapidae
Source: RefSeq, a predicted model, not a curated record